Exophiala spinifera is the source of this 1698-nucleotide messenger RNA. RefSeq lists its product as uncharacterized. The coding region runs from base 1 to 1698 and encodes 565 amino acids. Gene Ontology annotation, molecular function: CDP-diacylglycerol-glycerol-3-phosphate 3-phosphatidyltransferase activity. Gene Ontology annotation, cellular component: mitochondrion. The record is from RefSeq and is a predicted model, not a curated record. NCBI's taxonomy places the organism in Eukaryota, Fungi, Ascomycota, Eurotiomycetes, Chaetothyriales, Herpotrichiellaceae. The transcript has 3 exons. Gene Ontology annotation, biological process: cardiolipin biosynthetic process.
AUGUUCGCAAGGGGUGUGGGUGUGCGAGUUCUACGAAACUGCACCCGAGCUACCAGGAUUCCCUCGACUUCUGCAGCACGCCAAAUCCCAAGACGCUUUUCUUCCUCGUCGACCGCCAUCAGCCAUGCUGCACCUCCGACCGCUCACCCUCUUGCUGGGGUUGCAUCCCAACUCGAUCACGUUGCUCCUCGAUUCGAGAUAGACCCUGAUAACAUCGAAAUCCUCGAUUCCCCAACUGCUUUCUACGAGACGCUGAAGGCCAAAAUACGAGGAGCAAAUAGAAGAAUAUACUUGUCCACGCUAUAUAUUGGAAAGACUGAACACGAAUUGAUUGAUACGCUCAGGGAAGCUCUCGAAGCCAAUCCUGAUUUGGAGCUUUCGGUCCUCACAGAUGCUCUCCGAGGGACUCGUGAAGACCCAGAAGCCUCAUGCGGCACUCUUCUGGCACCCUUGGUCUCCCAGUUUGGGGACAGAGUGAGAAUCUCCAUGUUUCAUACCCCCAAUCUGAAUGGAUGGAAGAAGAAGUACAUGCCCAAACGCAUCAAUGAAGGAUGGGGUCUGCAGCACAUGAAACUCUACGGAUUCGAUGAUGAGAUCAUACUGUCGGGCGCAAAUCUAUCCAACGACUACUUCACGAACCGACUGGACCGCUACCACCUGUUCAAGUCCAAGGAGCUCGCUGACUUCUAUGGAGCUGUCCAUGAAGGCGUCUGCGAUAUCUCAUAUACUCUCCGGCCCUCGGACGAACGAUCAGGGGGAUUUGAGCUGGUCAGCCCUCAUGAGCGCGGCUUCCCCGACCCAUUGUGGCAUACCAAGAGAUUCAAGCAAUAUGCGAAAGAGACACUCGAACCACUCAUCCACAAGAAAGCCAGACAGAAGAUGUUUCCGGUACCAUUUACCAAAGACAAAACUUUUGUUUACCCCUUGGCCCAGUUCGACAUCCUGCUGGGGCAACCGAGAAACAUUGCAUUCCUCGACUACGAAUUUGCAACGUACACCUCGACAGAGAAACCAGCCAUAACGCGAUUAUUAACCAAUCUCGCUGAAGACGAGCGUUUGCACAAGUCCCGAUGGACCUUUACAGCAGGUUACUUCAACAUUGACCCCGACAUCUGCAAGUUGCUCAUUGCGGCUGCACCCGAGCCUGGGGUUGUUGUCCCAGGAACCGAAGCCUCCGAAAAGGCGUGCACAGUGAUUACCGCCUCGCCUUGGGCCAAUGGCUUCUACGGAAGUCCUGGGGUGAGCGGUAUGCUUCCAGCAGCCUACACUCUUUUGUCCAGGCGUUUCCUCCGCACCGUCGCCACCGCCGGCAAGGAGAAUCAGAUAGAACUGAAGGAAUGGCGUAAAGGCACUGUCGGCGAGCCGGGGGGAAUGACGUAUCAUGCAAAAGGGCUGUGGGUGACGCUGCCGCCACAACCAGGUGCAGACGCGAAUCUCGUUGAUGAAACCGGGCCCAGUGUUACCGUGGUCGGGAGCAGUAACUAUACGAAAAGAAGUUACAGUCUCGAUUUGGAAGUCGGCGCGAUGAUUCUUACGGGAGAUGAGAAACUCAAAGCUAAAUUGAAGAAAGAGACGGAGGCCCUGGAGGCAGAUGCUACAAUUGCCACACAGGAUACUCUGGCCAGAAUUGAUCGAAGGGUGGGUUUGAAGGUCAGACUCGCGUUAUGGUUGGUUGAAGCUCUGGGUGGCGCCCUCUAG